Cololabis saira (Pacific saury) is the source of this 4823-nucleotide messenger RNA. RefSeq names its product forkhead box N2a (gene foxn2a). Gene Ontology annotation, cellular component: nucleus. NCBI's taxonomy places the organism in Eukaryota, Metazoa, Chordata, Actinopteri, Beloniformes, Belonidae. The transcript is spliced from 7 exons. Gene Ontology annotation, molecular function: DNA-binding transcription factor activity; cis-regulatory region sequence-specific DNA binding. Bases 389 to 1630 code for a protein of 413 amino acids. The record is from RefSeq and is a predicted model, not a curated record. Gene Ontology annotation, biological process: regulation of DNA-templated transcription.
CCGUGCGCUGUGUGAUCUGCGCGCUGCGUGCAUGGAGGAAGCAGCUGCUGAUCUGAUCUCUGACAUCGUGUGAGUGAGUGAGUGAGGCAGGCAGACAUCUGAAUUAAACUUAAGACGACGUGUCUGUAAAGAAACAGCAUAAAAACCGAGGCGGGGAUUGCAUGAUUGGUGGAAUCAAGACACAGCCCAUUAAGGCCCGCUUCAGUGAAAGCAACAGUGACGUGACCGUUUCCUUGAUUGAAAGAAAGGAAGAGGGAAGGACGGCUGUGUCCUGUGUCACAAUGGGUCUUUGUCUCAUCACCGUUGGCUGAAUUAACAGGAUUUGUUUAAUUGAUGGCAGUAUGACAACAACAAGCUAGUUGACCAGCUUGUGUACCUCUGUGAUUUAAUGGGUCCAAUCAUUGGGAUGUCACCAGAUAAAAAAACGGAAAUUCCGGGUAUGCAAGAGGAGCGGACAGGACUCAGAGGUGUCUGCGGUGUGGGUACGCUACCCGAGGCGGAGUGUGCGUCCAGUCCGCUGGCAACAAGCGUGGACCGCACCGGCGGUACCGAGGAUGAGGAGCUCACUAACCUCAACUGGCUCCAUGAGAACUUGCUUCAGAACUUCACACUGGGCGGCCCUGAAGCUCAGCCCAGCGGCAGCCCCCUCUUCGACAUAGAAGGAGAUUACGGGCCAAACCAGGGCCCGUCCUCCUCUUCCUCAUCUUCGUCACACAGCAGAGGCAGGGAACGAGACUCGUUGAAGUCGAAGCCCCCUUUCUCGUUUUCCCUACUAAUCUACAUGGCCAUUGAGCAGUCUCCCAGCAAGUCCUUGCCUGUUAAAGAAAUCUACGGCUGGAUUCUGGAGCAUUUCCCUUAUUUCUCCAACGCCCCCACUGGCUGGAAGAACUCAGUUCGUCACAACUUGUCGCUAAACAAAUGCUUCCGGAAGGUCGACAGGAGUUUGGGAAAGGCCAAUGGAAAAGGUUCUCUGUGGUGUGUUGAUCCCGAGUACCGCCCCAACCUAAUCCAAGCACUGAAGAAGCAGCACUUCCCAGCCGCACAUGCCUUCUACACACCACCCGCCUCCCCACCCAGUGCCUCCUCGCCCCCUCGCCAUCUCUUUUUACAAGGCUGUUCAUUUAAAGAGUCUGACAUUGAUGCUGCCACUGCCAUGAUGCUCUUAAACUCUGCCCCCGGGCACCACGUUGACCCAUGUAAUUCUGACACCCCGCUGGACCUUUCCCGGCCCGACUCUGUACUGGUGAGCAGUGAUCCAAAGCAGGACCACAACUACAGCAGUGCGGCCCUGCAGCGCUGCUCCUCCCGUUCCUCCUCUUCCUCUCUUUCCUCCCUGGAUGAAGGCAGUUGUGACCGCAGGCAGUCCCACCGCGCCGGCAGCGAGGGUUUCCACAGCGACGAAGCCGACGAGGACUCCGACCUGUGGGACGAGAAGGGCCUCAGCCAGACUUCUCGACGUCCCCCCGCCAUCAAGUGGCCCAUAAGCAAACGGCCACGACGCGAGGUCAAGCCGGAGUUGGAUGAGGAGCUGAAGGAGGCAGCCGGCUCGUUGCUCCACCUCGCCGGUAUACGCAACUGCUCAGAGGGCUCGAAACGCACUGUCAAGAGCACAAAACUCAACAGGAAAUAAAGUUCCCUUCACCCCCAUAAGACUCCGGACCCUGUGAACCGUCACCUCUGACCCCUGAUGAUGUGUCCCAGUGUGCCUCCUUCUCCUUACCUGAUCGUUCAUUGGCCAUUUUGAGCCUUUUUUUUGUGUGUGUGUGGGAGUAUCUCUGUCCAACAAAACAAAUGGCAAUAGUAUCGUUCACACAGGAGAACAAAGCCAUAUAGAGUAACUCGGGGGAAGGGCUGGCGGGGGGGGAUUGUUUGGGCCAAGGAGAACGAUCAAGAUACCUAUCCAAAAUGACCUGCCUGCUUCUGUCGGAUUAGAAGAUUGCGAUUCAAGAAUUUUCUCAAAGAAAAUAUGGAAUUCAAGGCCGAAGGUUUUAUAACUCAAAGCGUUGCAUGCUUCCUCCUCAUACCUGUAUUCUCUCUUCCAAGUGAAUCUAUUUAUGAAGCGAAUGAGUGCAUGUUUGUAACAGACAAAAUCUAACCUCCUGGAGUUAUCAGUUUCUCCUCUUUGUUCUACAGACAAAAAAAAAGAAAAAAAUGCCACUAUUCCGAAUGGAGCCCUCGCUCUGUAAAUCCUCUUGUAAGAGAUGCAAUAAUUCAUCCAUAACCUUAACUUUUUGACAUUAUUCCAUGGUGGCAAUUUUUCAGAGUUGAGUAUGCUAGUAAAACUUUACAAUUAAGAGAAUGAAUGGAGUAGUAUUAUGACCUUGUUAUGCGAUACACUUAUUAUUACACAUGAGCCGUGGCUCUUUUUCAGGAUUAGCAAGAUGUGGAAAUAGUAUUACCCUGCCACUGCCAAAUUUAGUUGCAAAGAUAGCUAUAGUACUUCUCUCAGUUUUUGUGCAGCCAUUAUGAUGACAAGCCUGUUUCCUUUUUGUUGCAAACUCCCUGCACAUCUAUCAGUCUCUUUCAUCACCAGCAUGAUUUAGACAUUUAUUGUGCAGAACAUUUAUUCCCAUGUUUGGUGCCAGCCUAUGCAAAGUGAACAUCUGCCACGCCUUUGCCAGAUCUUCACCGCGUGUUCAUAGGUUACCCUGGUGUAGAUUUUAUUUUUGUGUAUCAUAGUGAAUGUCGACUUCCACCUAAACCCGUGUUGAUGGUCACGAGGAAUCAUUUCACACAGUCAGAUAGUUUGCUUUUACUUUUCUGACAAAUGUGGCUCCAAUGAAUCAGAUGAACAGAAGAUGCCAGAUCUCCCUGCUACAGCUGUCCUGCGGUCCUUUUUGGAGGAGAAGCGAGGAACAGAAGCGGAUAGUGCUUAACACAGCGUGUGCAGUUAGUUUAUAUCUCUGUCUCCUUGGUUUUUGUACAAUGCACUUACAGAAAAAUUACAUAAUUUAUACAAGUGAUCUUCUGUUGGGUCAUUCCAUGGCUAAGUUAUUAUACAAUUUUUGAAGAAUGGUUCUUCUGUUAUGGUUGAAAUUUUGUAAAGACACAUGCGUUAGAGCAUCUUCAAGGAGGAGUCCCUUUGCAUGCGAGAUAGUCGAGACAUGUGCUGACCUCAGUUCUGGCUGGCGAGGAACGUUUGUUGUUGCUCUUCCCCUCCAGAACAAAAUAAGGAAGUACGAGUUCUCUUCUGGAGUGCUUAAUUGUCAGUUGAUUACAAGCAGUUCGCUGAGGGGAAGUUGCCAGACACUCACGUUGACGGCCACAAAUGUCAUUUGAGCUUUUUGAGAGGCUGCACACUCAUAGCGCACGUAGCAAAGACGAACUCAAGGGGGAUAGUAAGAAAAAUUGAAUAUUUCUUCCAACAGUUCUGGUGUUGCUGCGACUGUCAGUCAGGCAUACAUGGUCAGUGCCAAACCUUUUUCUUGUGCCACUGAUGUGAAACUGCAAAGGGCCAUGAUCACUAUGUACCACUGCUGACGCACUGUAGUUGCAUUUUCUAAAAUAAGGAAAUGGGAGACGACUCGAGUCAGCAGAGUGACUGAACCAGGCUUUUGGUUUAUUUCUGUCACUUACGAGUGGGAAUAAUUGAAUAAGCUGCAGUUCCUCAGAACGAAUACUUGCAUACACUGGUUUUGCUCAGCUGUGAAAAAAAGAACAAAUUAUUGUUCAUCAAUCAUCACCUUAUUUAUAACUAUAAUUUAUGGGAUUUUUGAAUGCCUACUCUAUCAAACACUGGUCAUGUGAAACAAAUGACAAGGCACCUUUAUUUUCCUAACUCUGUGAACUCCUUUUACGGAGUAUUUUUGAUUUUCUCCUUCUUUAUUUUACAGCAAUACACUCUUUUUUUUGUUUUCUUUUUACAGUGAUGAAGUAUUUUGCCAAUGUUUAUUGUCUUUUGAGCGGGUUUUGUUUCCCUCCAAUUUAACACAACUGCCAGGUUUUCUCAAUGUUUUUGUUUUGCUUUAUUUUUUAUUAGACUGGAUAGAAUACAGUUAAUUAACAUUGAUCCUGAAAGCUUUUUGUUGCCAAAACUGAUGUAUAGCAGGGGUAUGGAAAUGGAGGUUGAUGCAUUCCCUGUGUACUGUGAGAGUUCUUUUGGGCCGAUUUAAUCAUUUUUAUGUUCGUUUUGUGUAUAGUUUAUGUUUAGGUAUGGCUUGAAUAGUCAGAAAUCGAAGAAUAGCCGUCAGUCUCAACACAGAUUAGAUUUUUAAAGAAUUACUGCCACUCAUAACUCAUGCUUCCAAGUGUUGUUAAUGGGAUGCUGAAAUGUUUGGAAUAUCACUGUAAACUGGAUCAGACUAACUCAGCUCCUGGGCAGCUGCUGUCUCAUGUCAGACCUAUAUUUGAGUGCAACAACUGCAGAGAAAUUAUGGAAAGGCCUGCAGAGGAUCGCUCACUCAUUUUUUUUCUGUAGCACUUGAAUAACUAACAAUAAGUUGGUCUCAAAGUGACAGAGCGGAUGUGUGGAUGAGCUACCUAAAUGUUUCACGGUCCCAGGACUUGCACAACUUCUAUAAAAAAAAGAGAAAAAGAAAAAAAAAAAGGCCUUGUCGCUUCAUUGCUCUUCAGCUGUUCUUGAAUAUUGAUUGUGUGAUUUUUGUUGCAGUUCCAAUGGGUGUAAUAAUUCUUGCAUUUGACGAAGCUGCCAACCCAGUAUCAGUUUAUUUGUUGUCUGCCAUGUCUGUUGGACUGACACACCUUUUUGGUUUUUGUAUGCUAACCUCUGUUGAUAAAAUGUUUAUAAGAUUUAUUUUCGCCAAAGAUAUGCAAUUGCAUUAUAUAUGGUAUUACAAAAUAUUAAUAAAAUCCUGUUCUUGUUA